This is a messenger RNA of Vidua chalybeata, 3771 nucleotides long. It is a transcript of the gene FBH1, whose product is annotated as F-box DNA helicase 1. Lineage: Eukaryota; Metazoa; Chordata; Aves; Passeriformes; Viduidae. Gene Ontology annotation, biological process: double-strand break repair via homologous recombination; replication fork processing. The transcript is spliced from 21 exons. The record is from RefSeq and is a predicted model, not a curated record. Gene Ontology annotation, molecular function: hydrolase activity; ATP binding; 3'-5' DNA helicase activity. Gene Ontology annotation, cellular component: nucleus.
GUGGGAAAAGGGUUUGGAAAGGAGGUUCUGGGGGGAAAACGGGGAGCAGCUCCAGCUUUCCCCAAAAUAUUUCUCUGUCCCUCUGGAGCUUCCCCCCUCCAUCCUCUGAUCCUUUGACUUCCCAGCUGGAAUGUCGGAAGCCACACGGGAAAUCUUGGGAAAACGGGGGAAAAAUAGGGAUGCAGGUGAAGGCUGAGCAAGAAAUUCCAUUUAUUAAGUAGAAUCCUGGGAUGAUUUUGGUUGGAAAAUAUAUUUAAAUCAUCAAAUCCAGCCCCAAAUUCCCUCAGCACAUUCCUAAAAGCCAUUGGAGUGUCUCGGCUUGGGUUUUUUUUCCCCUUUUAUUUGCCUCAUUUCCCAUAUUUUGAGGAAAUUGGGAUGUUGGAAAACAGCCUCCACUCAGGAAGCUGAGUGGUUUUUAACUCUGCUGAGCUGAAAAGGAGGAAGCAGCACGUCCAUAAAAUCAUCCAGCUUAGGGAAAAACCCCUCAAAUCAUCCAAUCCCAAAGAAUAACCACGCUGAUCCUUGGGUCCUGCCCUGAAAGGGAAAUGGAGCAUUUUUGGGGGGGGGUGUUAAAUAGAAAUAAAUAAAUAAAAGGAAGCAAAAGUGAAACUGCUGAUGCUGGCAGGAGGGAGCUCAGCCGUUCCUGCUGGAUUUGGGUUCUUUUCUGGGAAAAAAAUUGCAUUUUCUGGGUUUUUUUGGGUUUUUUUUUUUGUGGCCAGAAGAGAGGAGUUUGUGCCUAUUCCAACCUCGGCCGUGCCCGGGAUGAGGAGCUCCCGGCGCAGGCGGCUCACAGCCCCCGAGUGCGCCGCGCUCGCCCGCAGCCCCGAGGGCUCGGCCCCGCUGCGGCAGCCCCUGGGCCUGGGCACAGGAGGAGGAGGAGGAGGAGGAGGGGGAAACCGCGGCCUUCAUCCCGUCCACGGGACACGGAGACAUCCCAGAGCAGCAGGCCAGCAGAGGAAAAUCCUGGAUUUCUUUGGGAUCCUGAAGGCGCCGCGAGCGGGAGCUGCCGCCAUGCAGAGCUGUGGGAUCAAGGAAGAGCCGCUGGAUCCCUUUCCCCCCGCGCCUCCCGCUUCCUUCAGCAGCCCCUCCCUUUCCCUGCCUCCCCAGCACUUGCUGCCACCUCCCAGGGGACAUUCCAGGAAAAGAGCAAUUCCCAAGCCAGAGCAGGAUCUCUGGGAGGAGCCUGAGGAGAAGAUUCCAGAGCUCAGCGGGAUCAAGGAGGAGUGGGAAGAGCUGGAAGUGGAACCCCUUCCCGAUUCCCACUACGGGCUCCUGGGCACUCAGAGCUGGCAGGUUCCUCAGGGAUCCAUGGAUGAUCUUCCUCCUGAAAUCCUCAGGAAUAUUUUUGCUUUCCUGCCAGUGCUGGAUCUGUACCAGAACCUCAGCCUGGUGUGUCGCUGCUGGAGGGAGAUAAUCCGGGAUCCACGGUUUAUCCCUUGGAAAAAGCUCUACCACCAGUACCUGAAGAGGGAGGACUCAGCCCUGCAGAGAGUUGAGCAGAUCCUGCAGGAAUUUUCCAUAACCAAGGAGCAGCAGGGAUGUGUGCUGGGGCUGGUCAGGUUGGUGUCAUCCACAGGACCCAAGGUGGAUCCCAGCGCGCUUCUCCAGGUUUUGGGAAGUCAUCCCCUCUUCCCAAAGGCUCAAGUCUGUGUCCUCAGCAGAUUCCCAGAUUUACAGAGCAAGCCUGGGCCAGAGAAGAUGUGGGCGAUCUUUGCUGUCAUGGUGCUGUUCUCCGACGGCGUCGGUGACAUCCAGAGGCUCCUGGAAUGUUUCCGGAGCCCCCGCUCGCAGCUGGCCGUGCUGGAGGUCACCGAGGUGCUCCACUGCAUGGCCACGCUGCUCCUGGCCAUGAGGAACAAGAGCAUUCCCAUCUCCAACAGGAUUCACUACAAUAUUUUCUACUGUUUGUAUCUGAUGGAAAAUGCCUCUGGAAUUGUGCAGCCUCUGGAAGAGAGAAGAGUGAAUUUGUGUUCCAGUGGAUGGGCUGAUGUCAAACUGACCCAUGAACAGCAGAGGAUUUUGAGUCACAAAAUUGAGCCUGGCCAAACAGUGAAAAUAAUGGCGUUUGCAGGCACGGGGAAAACCUCAACCUUGGUCAAGUACGCGGAGAAAUUCUCAGAGCUGAAAUUCCUUUACCUGGCUUUUAACAAAGCUGUGGCAGAGAAGGGGAAAAAGGUUUUUCCAAGGAAUGUCACCUGCAAGACCUUCCACUCCUUGGCUUUUGGAAGCAUUGGGAGACACUACAAAGAGAAAGGCAAGCUGAACUUCUCCAAGAUGUCCGUUUAUUCCAUCAGCUUCCUCCUCCGGAACAGGGAGGGCCAAUCCCUGUUUGUAAGAGGGAAAACAGUGUCCCAAACCUUGGAAAACUUCUUCUCCUCCUCAGAUGAGGAGAUCUGCGAGGAGCACGCGCCCGCGUGGUUCAAAAACACUCACGGACAGAUGCAGCUCGUGAGCCGAGAGGAAAAGAGAAUCAACGUGGAAGAGGCCAAAGAGAUUUGGCACAACAUGAAGAAGCUGGAUGGAGAUGCACAGAAGAAAUACAAGAUGACUUGUGAUGGAUAUUUGAAACUUUGGCAGCUCAGCAAGCCCCAGCUUUCGGGAUACGAUGCCAUUUUUGUGGAUGAAGCCCAGGAUUGCACUCCAGCCAUCGUGGAUAUUGUGCAAUCCCAAAAAUGUGGGAAAAUCCUGGUGGGAGACCCUCACCAGCAGAUCUACACCUUCCGAGGGGCCGUCAACACCCUCUACUUGGUGCCUCACACCCACGUGUACUACCUGACCCAGAGUUUCCGCUUCGGCCCCGAGAUCGCCUACGUGGGAUCCACGAUCCUGGAUGUGUGCAAAGGGAUCCGCAGUAAAACCCUGGUGGGAGGAAGCCAAAAGGGGGACGUGAGGGGAGGCCGUGAGGGGAAGGUGGCGCUGCUGUCCCGGAGCAACUGGAACGUGUUUGAGGACGCCGUGGAAUUCUCUGGGAGAGACCCCCCGGCUAAAAUCCACGUCAUUGGGGGAUUGGAGAGAUUUGGCCUGAGCAGAAUUUAUGACAUUUGGAAGCUCAGCCUACCUGCAGACGUCAGGAAAAACUCAAACCUGGUGAUUGAGGAUUCCUUCAUCAAAAAAUGGGAAGAAUCCGAGGGAUUGGUGGGGCUGAAGGAAUACGCGGCGCGCGUGGACGACAGAGAGCUGGAGGUGAAGAUUUCCAUCGUGGAGAAAUACAGGGAGAGGAUCCCGGGGCUGGUGACGAGGAUCAAAGGGAGCCACGUGUCCCAGGAAUCCCUGGCAGAUUUUCUCAUCGGGACCGUGCACCAAGCCAAGGGCCUGGAAUUCGACACCGUUUGCCUCGCGGAUGAUUUUGUGCAAAUCCCUUCUGUCAGUGGGGCUUUCCUGAGGAGAAUGAACAUUGCUCUUGACAGGACCCCUCAGGAUGAGUGGAACCUGCUCUACGUGGCCGUGACCAGAGCCAAGAAGUGCCUGCUGAUGUCCAAAUCCCUGGAAAACCUUUUAUCUCUGGCUGGAGAGCGUUUCCUCCGGGUGGAGCUGCUGAGUGAGGCUGGGAAGGACAAGGAUGGAGCUCCUGUUGCUUGUUGUGUGUCAGGAUGUACAAAAUCCCUGGAACUCAGCUCCGGGCUGGUGGUGAAGAAGCUCCCAUUGACUCAUAGCGACGGCAGCCAGGAUCCAGGGGGGUUCCUUUGCCAGGCUUGCACCCAGAUGUUCUUUGGCUCCCUGACUCCACUCACCUCUUUCCCAACAAUCCAGUAGGAGCCCAUCCAGCUCUAA